UUAUUAAAUAUAUGAAAUUUAAUUGUAAAACCCAAUUAAAACCCUAAAAAAUCUCACUCUCCCCUCCAACUCAGUGGCCGAGUCAGCCAUGGACGAUUCCAGACCCUCUCCUUCCUCUCCCUCUCCUCCUCCAUCCCCCUUUAGAGUUGCCGACUCUGACCUCGACGCCCCCCUCUCCACGGCUGAGUUCCUGACCCGUCAAGAAGUCCUAAAGCGCCGAUCCCGAAGAGCGAAGCAACUCGCCACGUGCUACAAGGCCCACUAUUGGGCGUUAAUGGAGGAACUGAAAGACAAGCAUAAGGAAUACUACUGGAUGUACGGGAAGAGCCCGUACAAAGAGGAGGACGAGGAAGAGAAUGAGGUGGGUAAUGAUGGGAACUGUAGGAAGAGGGAAGUAGCCGGGGGAAAUGAGGAGGAGGUGCUGAAGACGAUAGAGAUAAGGAGGUGUGAGGUGACUGGGUGUAAGGCGAAGGCGAUGGCGUUGACGAAGUACUGCCACGCGCAUAUACUCUCAGACUCAAAGCAGAAGCUCUACAGGGGUUGCAGCUAUUGCAUCAAGAGUACGCAGACAGGGCCCAUUCUCUGUUGUAAGCCUGUACUAAGAUCCACGGUUCCUCUACUCUGCUCCACUCAUAUGCAAGUUGCUGAAAAACAUCUCAUCCGUGGCCUGAAAAGAGCAGGUCUUAAUAUCUAUUCAACUAAAAAGCUUGCACCAAAGUUCCACAUCCUGGUCACAGAAUUUGUUCGGCAAAUUCAAACCAAAAGACGAGCUGCACUGAAGGCAACUGUAGCCAAGGUUCAAAUUGAUGAAGAAAUGAGGUAGCUCCAUAUAGUUGCACAGUUCUCUGUUUGUAUAGGUUUUAUGCCUUUAGCUGUCCAGAAAGAUGCCAAUAAUUUGGGGUGAUUACCAUCUCUGAUUGGUGGAGCAAGAGCAUGAAUUGGCCGGGACAUUGGACUUUCUUUGUCCCGAAAGGCAACGCGUGUGCAUACUUAGGGUACUUCUACGAUCUUGGUUUUAUGUUUUCUUAUAAUGAUGGAAUGCAAUUUCCUGACAGUUCAUUAGCAAACUACUGCACAUGUAAUUCUUUAAGCUAGACUGGUAAUGCAUGUGCUCAACACAAUGUAUAAUGUUGAGAAAUAUAGAGAAGAUGCAUGGUUUCUUGUA
Molecule: messenger RNA, 1165 nt
Organism: Carya illinoinensis
Lineage: Eukaryota; Viridiplantae; Streptophyta; Magnoliopsida; Fagales; Juglandaceae
Product: INO80 complex subunit D-like
Exons: 2
Coding region: 89-823 (244 amino acids)
Cellular component (GO): NSL complex
Source: RefSeq, a predicted model, not a curated record